AUGUCACUCGAUAUGGUACACGAACCUACAUUCUCAAUGCAACAUCUGCCUCUGGUCAAACUGUCAAUCAAACUUACAAAGGAAAGUCAACUACAGGUGCUGAGUGGCCUACUCCCAAGGACUCUGUCCAAACUGGAUAUCAAUGGCGAAUUCGACUCAUCACUGGCCGGUCUGCCAGAGUCACUUGGUACACUCACCAUUAAUGCUAAUUGGCACCAUCGAAUCACACCUGGGAUGCUGCCUCCCAACUUGACAGAGCUCCACCUUGUAUCUGGAUACCCACAGUCCAUCUUAAAGGACGCAUUGCCCUCCAAGUUGGCCUGUAUCGAUAUGGGCAGAUCAUUCAAUCAACCAAUAGACAACCUGCCGCCAAGUGUAACCGAGUUGUAUCUUGGCCACAACUACGACCUACCGCUGCACUACCUCCCAGUUCAAUCUCUCUAUCAUUAUGGCAAAGCUUCAUUCUUCCCAGGACAAUCAUUCCCUACAAUAACGUCAAUGUGCUUAUGCCAAGAUCUCAACACGAUACUAUCGAUCACUGAAUCAAUGUUUCCAAACCUCGACUCUCUGAUCCUCUUUGACUUGGAAGUUGAUGAUUGGGAUUCUUUGGACCUCUCGACAAUGCCCUCAUCGCUGAGGCUACUUGACAUUCAAGCACAUGGACCAAUCUCAUCGCUGCCCAAAGGUCUCAAACAUCUGAACACUCACUGCUACUCGGGCAUGUUCGACAAAAUCGAUGUACUACUACCGCCAUCACUUGAGUUCCUUCAUCUUCACUCAUAUCAGCAUCCAAUCUCUAUUGGUGAUCUCCCUCAAUCACUCACAUCAUUGUCUCUGAUCGAUAUGUUUUACAGUCUACAUCCGACCGUCAUUCCUCCAUCAGUCCGCACACUAAGCAUCAACAGUUUCAAGAGAGGAGAGCUCUUUGAGCACCUCGACCUUUUGCUGGCAAUGACAUCACUGUUUGAAAUCAAACUGCGACGACACCGCGACAAUUAUACAGCAUCCUUUGAGUUGCUACGAAUCAGCGAUACACUAUUCUUGAAUCACACGGCAAUGUUACCCAGCUAUGGAUUCAUUGAUGCUGCUACCAUCCUUGCCAAGACCAAAUAA
Messenger RNA from Acytostelium subglobosum LB1, 1113 nucleotides. RefSeq lists its product as hypothetical. Bases 1 to 1113 code for a protein of 370 amino acids. NCBI's taxonomy places the organism in Eukaryota, Evosea, Eumycetozoa, Acytosteliales, Acytosteliaceae. The record is from RefSeq and is a predicted model, not a curated record. The transcript has a single exon.